Molecule: messenger RNA, 2112 nt
Organism: Rhopilema esculentum
Lineage: Eukaryota; Metazoa; Cnidaria; Scyphozoa; Rhizostomeae; Rhizostomatidae
Product: insulin-induced gene 1 protein
Biological process (GO): cholesterol biosynthetic process; cellular response to insulin stimulus; SREBP signaling pathway
Cellular component (GO): SREBP-SCAP-Insig complex; endoplasmic reticulum
Source: RefSeq, a predicted model, not a curated record
AGGCUGAUCGAAUGUAAAAAAAAGAAUGGGAUGAUGGUAGAAAGGGCCUAAAUUAUGUGUCAAGUGGUUAUUGUUUGAUAGUGUAUAGCUGAAAAUGUCUGGAGAAACAUACUCGUUGAUGAAGCCUGUAGCAAGGACCAUGGCAGCUCUAAGCUGUGGAUUUUACUCAAGAGCAUUUAUACUCUUUGUUACUGGAAGCUCCCUGUCUAUAUUAAAAGUGCUACAAGAACUUGGCAGUCAGACGAACAUUAGCGUGAAUAUCAGAGUGAAAAAUGCACUUUACUACGCAUGGUGGAUACCUAUAGUGACUGGAGUAUUUGCUUGUAUUACUGGACUUAUUUAUCCUUGUAUGGAUAGUAAACUCGGCGAGCCCCACUAUUUCAGAAGAGACUGGACUAGCGUCGUACGUUGUAUUGCCGUCUUUGUUGGUAUUGGUCAUUUCAGUACAAAGUCAUAUUUUCUUGCUGACAAAAGCCAUCAGUUUACCCUGUUUUUGUGCUUGGCAAUGGUGCUUUGGUGGAUGUUUGACAGGUCACCAAAUGGACUCGGCAUUGGCGUUAUUGCUGCUAUUUUGGGGACUGCUUGCACCUUUGUCAUUGCACAUUUAAUUUACAAACAUGCAAAUUUUCUGUAUUCACAGUCUUGGCUCCCUUGCCUGUAUUUUGCCGGUGCAUGUACUUUUGGAAGCUUUGGGAGGCAAUUAGCAUUGAUGGACCAAGGUUUUUCCAAGCUAUUAGCUUAAAGUGUGACUAUUACCUGGAGAACUGUUUUCUUUGAUGUUCAAGGGUUUGAGCAACAUUUUCAUGCAGACAAUGGAUCCAGAUAAUCAAGAUACACAUCGUGAUUCUCCCCAGCUUAGGAUUUUUUACAUGUGAACAGACCACUGUUAAUACAACAAGUGAAGCCUGUAUAUCACGCCAAAAGCAUGCAAAUUUAAAAUUGCACUCUGAAUUGAUAAAUGUGAUCUUAUCAAAAAAUUAUAUCUGCCAAUUGGCAAAUGAUAUUUUUUCAUGUGGCAUGUAUGGCUGAAAUGACUAUGCAGGCUAAGAUCUGUUCUAGAUCAGUCAUACUCUGCAGACUUAGUUGCUUGGCUAAAAAUCUUUGAUUGUUUCUAAGCAUGGUUUGAGGUUUUAUAUUUCUCACCAAUGUGUGUGCUUAGGGCCUACAUUCUGGCCAGACUGUUUUCUACUGAUUACCUUUAAAGACGAUUUUAUCAUUUCAAAUUCUAGGAUGAACCUGUCAUCUUGAUCCUAAUCAAAGCUUUUACUAGUGAUUGGUAACUUAAGGAAAUAUAUAAUGUCACCAAAGUAUGACAAAAUUUUUCUCAAUCAUAUCAGUGGGCAGCUUAUUUUAAAAUGAUAACCUGGGCUACCUUUUCCAACUCUGAUUUAGAAAAAUUAUAUCAAAUACUCUUCAAGAGACCAAAUUAUCAUUAAUUUUUUAAUCAAGUGGCAACCUCCUAUCAAUGCUCUUCUUCCAUACGUUUUCAUGUAUUUAUGAAAAGCAUCUUUUCAAAAGCUAGAAAAUUUCACAAAGGCUUGGUUGAGCCUAUAAGAUCUCAGAGGCUGCUCAGAUAUUGCUGGCAAUGUAGAUGCAAGACUAAAGUUUACCUUUGAUGUUGUGCAUGAUUUACCAAUUGGGAGUAAGUGAGCUUGUAGACAGGUUACUGCCUAGUCUAGGGAUGCUCAUUAAAAGCCUGAUACAACCCUUUUUGAUGUUAAGUAGGCUGGACCAAUAAACUUACAUCAAGUUACGUAUAUUCCUCUGAAUUGCAACCAUGCAAUAUAUUCCCUCCGUUUUAAUUCAAAGAAUUGCAGAUACAUUAAGGAGCACAAUAUAUAUGUACUAAAUUAAAUGUGGUUUUACAAAAAAUUCUUAAAUUUUGUAUGUAAAGCAUAUGUAAUUUGGUUCAAUUUAUCAACUUGCAUGUGUGCAUUCACCCUGGCCUAGGCUGUUUUGCAGGGUGUCACAGUAGAUAAAAGUGGAAUGCUUAGUGCAACUUAAGUAGUUUAAAUGCAACUUUACAAAUUUUGUAUUUUAAAUUGUAAAUUGAUAGUUUGUAAAUCAAAUGUAUCAAAAAUAUUUAAUUGCUAAAUUGUGUUAGCAAAUAGA